Molecule: messenger RNA, 489 nt
Organism: Serendipita indica DSM 11827
Lineage: Eukaryota; Fungi; Basidiomycota; Agaricomycetes; Sebacinales; Serendipitaceae
Source: the annotation of a GenBank genome assembly
AUGUCACUCCGCAAUGGCAUAAGAAGGCUCAAGGCUGCAACUUUGCCCACGGACGCACCCACCAUGUGCUGCGGCGACGCUACAACUCUCUAUGGGGUAGACUCGGACCAUCACCACAACCGUUCCAACGGCUUAUGCCACAAUCACCUCCUUGAAGCCGUUUGCUUCAACUUUCAGCAGGACAUAUGUAAACUGCGUGAGCUCCAGCAACGGCCAAUGCGUCUCGUCAACUGUGUCCACAGUUUGGGGCAUCGCAGAUUAGACUUCUUCGGGCUCAACGUCACAACGACUGUGACGGGGGCCGUCCCGGUAGUAACUAGCGUAGUCGUUCCAACAGCCACUACGACCGUACCAUGCUCGAAGAGAGACAUCUCCGAUGAAGGUGAAGAGCUGCUGAAGCGUAAUGCAGCUCAACCACCCCUGAGGAUUGCGACGAAGACGGGACUCGCUCUUGGCGCCCUUGUCCUCUCUGCUUUCGUCCUUGUAUAA